Molecule: messenger RNA, 423 nt
Organism: Nakaseomyces glabratus
Lineage: Eukaryota; Fungi; Ascomycota; Saccharomycetes; Saccharomycetales; Saccharomycetaceae
Source: RefSeq, a predicted model, not a curated record
AUGUUCUCCUCUUUACUUUGGAUAAUUGUUUGUAACCCUCUAUUGCAUGGAGGUGUUGUGGCUUUGACUAAUGGUGCUAGGACUUUGACUAAGGAGAUACAAUAUAUAUUUUGGUUCUCUGCUGUAAUCCAAGCCGUGUGUUUCCCAUUUAUGGGUAGAAAUAUUGUAACAAGUUGUGUGAGGGGUUCUUCAGAAUUUUGGUGUAACGUAGAUGUGUUUAUGUUUAUCCUCGCACUUUUUGUGCUAACUGGUAGUAUAUACACUGCUAUUAACAAAGUGGGUAUUACAAACAAGAUGAUAAGAAAGAAGAUAACUGAAUUUAGGUUGAAAACCAUGGCUGGUGUGUCCCCAGUAAAUCAGGUGAUUAUUUUGAUUACAAUAAUUGUGGCACUUGGUCUCAUUCCCCUUAUUAGUGAUAUGUAG